Oryzias melastigma (Indian medaka) is the source of this 603-nucleotide messenger RNA. RefSeq names its product transmembrane protein 273. The record is from RefSeq and is a predicted model, not a curated record. The transcript is spliced from 5 exons. NCBI's taxonomy places the organism in Eukaryota, Metazoa, Chordata, Actinopteri, Beloniformes, Adrianichthyidae. The coding region runs from base 221 to 532 and encodes 103 amino acids.
AGAAGUCAAGAGAAGAGACUUCCUGUUCCGCUCAGAGAACCAGGUCAACCUCCAGGUAUGAAUCUGCUGUUUGCAGCAGAAACAUCAGCCUCGGCGCUGAGCGGCUGUGAGGAGGCGGAGAUAAGCCGCGUCUCCAGGGCAACCAGCAGCUGCGCCCCCACCCACAGACGCAGGAAACGUCUGACAGACGGCUCGACGCAGGUCAGAGCGCCGCGCAGACAUGGACGCUCUUCACACGCGUGGUCGCCCGCUGGCGUUCCUCUGGGCCGUCCUGCUGACGGAGAGCGCGGUGACGGCGGAGGGAGCAGAUCCUGGACAGGGAUUCGAUCUAAAGUACAUUCUGAUCGGGGGCGGGAUCGGCCUGUUCUUGGCCGCCGUGUUCCUCGCCACAAAGAUCUGCAUGAUCCAGCGGCACAUCCUGGACAUGUGCUCAGGAUGCGGCCUUCAGAAGUCUUCUGAGCUCCACAUGGGGGUGUUGAGCCACGCCAGCCAGUCGGAGCAUCCAAUGGAAAUGGCGUCCAACGUUACCUGAAGUUAAAGGUCGCAGACAUCACCUGAUUCCUGAAUGUGAAGAACUUUACACGUUAAAUAAAUAUAUGUUAC